AUGACCCGCAUUGAUCCGAAGGAUUUCGAGUCUGCGCCGAUAAAGGUGAGCGGGCGGAUUCUGAACUGCAUGACGCAGCUGCCGAACCAAAUCUACAAGACGAAGAACGGCAAAUGGGACUUGAAACCGCUCAGAGGAAGCUCUGCGUUGCAUGCGUCGAACGCGUUCUUGAACGAAGCGACCAAUUGGGAGUCCCACUUGAUUGCCUGGACCGGCGAGCUGUACUCGUACAACGAGAGUGUGCCGCACUCGAUCCCCACGAAUCAGUCGAUUGAGAACGAUCCUCUGUAUUUAGACGACAGCGACAAGGAGUACGUGACGAAAAAAAUCUACGAGGCCAACAACGACGAAAACAUCCAUCCUGUGUGGCUUCUGCGCAAAGACCAGGAGAGAUGGCGGAAGUACGCCGAAAACGUGAUCUGGCCCACGUUCCACUACAUGCAGCCGGCUCCCAGCGACGGCCGCGAGGAGACCCAAUGGUGGCACGACUACGUGAAAUUCAACGAGGCGUACGCCGCCAAAAUCAAGGCCAUCUACCAGCCAGGAGACAUUAUCUGGGUCCACGACUACUACCUGCUGCUGCUGCCGCAGAUUCUGCGAAUGGAGUUUCCCCAGGCGUACAUUGGCCACUUUCUGCAUAUUCCGUUCCCGUCGUCGGAGUAUUUCAAGUGUCUGAGCAAACGGAAGCUGCUGUUGGACGGCAUGUUGGGAGCCAACCAGGUCGGGUUCCAGAACCACUCGUUUGCCAGACACUUUAUCAGCUGCUGUGCCAGACUGCUUGGCUACGAGGUGACGCCGGACGGAGUGCACAUCCACUCGUCCAACGUGAAAGUGGUGACGCUGCCGCUGGGAAUCGACGUGGCCAAGUUCGAGCAGAACGCGUUCACCGAAAGCGUCGAGUCGAAAGUGCAGACGCUCAAGCAGCUCAACGGCAACCGCAAGAUCAUCAUCGGCAGAGACCGGCUCGACCUGGUGCGCGGAGUGGUUCAGAAGCUGCAGGCCUUCGAGAUGUUCCUGGAUAUCUAUCCGGAAUGGCGGGGCAAGGUUGUUCUGAUCCAGGUCUCGUUCAAGCCGUUCUACCACAGCUCGAAGCUGGACAAAAAGGUCAACGAGCUGGUUUCCAACAUCAACGCCAAGUACGGCUCGCUCGAGUACACGCCCGUGCAGAACUACAACAUGAAGGUGGACAGAGACGAGUAUCUGGCUCUGCUGCGCGCUGCAGACCUGUGCAUGAUCACGUCCAUCAGAGACGGAAUGAACACCACGGCUCUGGAGUACAUUGUGUGCCAGAAGGAGUCCAAGUCGCCGCUGCUGCUCUCUGAAUUCAGCGGCACCGCAAGCGUUUUGCAGGACUGUGUUCAGGUGAACCCCUGGGACGCUGUUGGAGUGGCCAACUCCAUCAACGAGUGUCUGCUGAUGAGCGACGAAAGAAAAGCCGCUUUGGAGGCCAAGCUGUACCGGUCUGUGUGCAACAACACGAACCAGGACUGGACAUGCCACUUUCUGCAGAGCCUGAUGGACUUUGUGGUGAAGCUGAACUCGAAGCACGGUACGCCGUAUUUGAACAAGCCGAUGCUGCUGGAGGACUACAAGAGAGCAGGACGGCGUCUGUUCUUGCUGGACUACGACGGCACGCUGGCCCCGAUUGUGCGCGACCCAAACGCGGCCAUUCCCUCCGCACGGCUGAUCAACAUCCUCAAAACCCUGGUCAAAGACCCGAAGAACGAGAUCUGGAUCAUCAGUGGCAGAGACCAGGAGUUUUUGGAGAAAUGGAUCGGCUCGCAGUUCCCUGAGGUCGGCCUAAGUGCCGAGCACGGGUGUUUCUUGAAGAAAGCAGGCGACAAAGAAUGGAUCAACCUUGCCGAGCGCUACGAGAUGCUGUGGAGAGAAGAGGUCGAGGAAAUCCUGAAGAGAUACUCCGAGAGAACGCCGGGAUCCUUCAUCGAGAAGAAAAAGGCCGCCAUCGUCUGGCAUUAUAGACAGUCGGACCCAGAGCUCGGAAUGUUCCAGGCAGCAAAGUGCAAGGCCGACUUGCUGGGACGCAUGGCCGCCUACGACGUCGAGGUGAUGGCCGGCAAGGCCAACGUCGAGGUGCGGCCGUCGUUUGUCAACAAGGGAGAAAUCGUGCGCCGACUCGUGCUCAAUUCCGACCCGCUGGCGAACCAGCCGCGCACGUUUGAGCAAAUGCCAGACUUUAUUUUGUGUCUUGGAGACGACACAACCGACGAGGACAUGUUCAGGGUUCUGAACACUCUUGAGCAGAGUUGGAAAGAAAAGGAGCCUCGUGGCAUCUACCCGGUGACCGUCGGCCCGGCCAACAAGGAGACGGUGGCCAAGGCGUAUCUGUCGGACCCGGCCCAGGUGUUGGACACGCUCGGCCUGCUGGUGGACCAGGUGUCGCUGUUUGAGACCGCGGGAACCGUCGAGCUGGACGAUAGGGGCCAUUUGAAGAACAGCGAGAGCGCGCUGCGGUCCGAGAAAGCCAGACAGGCGUACCAGGCAGCGGAGGGGUCACGUGACAAAUAA
Messenger RNA from Ogataea haglerorum, 2526 nucleotides. RefSeq lists its product as uncharacterized. The transcript has a single exon. Gene Ontology annotation, molecular function: catalytic activity. The record is from RefSeq and is a predicted model, not a curated record. Gene Ontology annotation, biological process: cellular response to heat; fungal-type cell wall organization; trehalose biosynthetic process. The coding region runs from base 1 to 2526 and encodes 841 amino acids. Gene Ontology annotation, cellular component: alpha,alpha-trehalose-phosphate synthase complex (UDP-forming); cytosol. NCBI's taxonomy places the organism in Eukaryota, Fungi, Ascomycota, Pichiomycetes, Pichiales, Pichiaceae.